AUGCGGAAGCGAAUCUUGGUAACAGGUGGAGCAGGAUUCCUUGGAUCACAUUUAGUGGAUCGAUUGAUGAUGAUGGGUCAUGAUGUUCUCGUGCUGGACAACUUUUUCACCGGUCAAAAAUUGAACGUGAGCCAUUGGAUAGGUCAUCCAAACUUCGAGCUUGUUCGUCAUGAUGUUGUGAAUCCAAUCAUGAUUGAAGUGGAUCAAAUCUAUCAUCUAGCAUGCCCCGCAUCACCUCAGCACUACCAAGCCAAUCAAAUCAAAACGAUCAAAACAAACUUUAUGGGCACGAGUAAUAUGUUAGGUCUUGCAAAACGAACAAAAGCUCGUUUCUUGCUUGCUUCCACUUCAGAGGUUUAUGGGGACCCCGAAGUCUCGCCACAGAAAGAGACAUAUAACGGAAACGUCAAUCAGACAGGACCUCGGGCUUGCUACGAUGAAGGCAAACGAGUGGCUGAGACUUUGACGUACGGUUACCAUUAUCAGGACAGCGUUGAUGUUCGGGUUGCACGAAUCUUCAACACGUAUGGACCACGCAUUAAUCCCUUCGAUGGAAGGGUGAUGAGCAACUUUUUGAUACAAGCUUUGAAAGGGCAGCCGCUUACCGUAUAUGGUGAUGGCAGUCAAACUCGAUCAUUUUGUUUCAUUCAUGAUUUGAUUGACGGUAUGAUUGCUUUGAUGAACGUAAAGGAUGAUCAGAUGGUUGAGCGUAUCGUUGAUCCGGCACACGGAAAGAUGGCUGAUGUGCACUUACCCGUCAAUCUCGGUAACUCAAAAGAGUUUACGAUCAGACAAUUAGUCGAUGUCAUUUUCGAGGUGGUAGAUUCGCUGCGACAGGCCGGAGAACCUGCAUUGCAGCAUUUACCCGUCUUAGAAGCCGAAGAUAGGGUGCAAUAUUUGCCUAUGCCCGUUGAUGAUCCAAGGCAAAGACGACCAGACAUUGAGAGGGCAAAGACUCUUUUGAAUUGGGAACCAAAAUGGGAAUUGAAGGAUGGAAUCAAGGAGAUGGCAUUGUACUAUAUACAACAGAUCAAGACUGGACAAUUGUAA
Molecule: messenger RNA, 1050 nt
Organism: Meira miltonrushii
Lineage: Eukaryota; Fungi; Basidiomycota; Exobasidiomycetes; Exobasidiales; Brachybasidiaceae
Product: NAD(P)-binding protein
Exons: 1
Coding region: 1-1050 (349 amino acids)
Biological process (GO): D-xylose metabolic process
Cellular component (GO): cytoplasm
Molecular function (GO): UDP-glucuronate decarboxylase activity; NAD+ binding
Source: RefSeq, a predicted model, not a curated record